Messenger RNA from Microsporum canis CBS 113480, 693 nucleotides. RefSeq lists its product as uncharacterized. The record is from RefSeq and is a predicted model, not a curated record. Lineage: Eukaryota; Fungi; Ascomycota; Eurotiomycetes; Onygenales; Arthrodermataceae. Bases 1 to 693 code for a protein of 230 amino acids. The transcript has 4 exons.
AUGGUUUGGAUGAAGUGGUGUCUAAGCAUGCAGCCGAUGGAACCGGAGUCGCGCAGCACCCUUCCGCUAUCUAUUCAAGGCAAUGGUGUCCCUGAGUCAAAUGAUCAUGAAGCGGAGGCCGCCCACCCCUAUCCUCUAUUUUCCCGGAUAGGACAAUGCCUGGGUUUGCGCCAGAAGAAAUCGAACUGCGUGCUCACCAAGCCUCCAGGCGAUCGUCUCUUCCCUGAAGAUGUAGGGACCGUUCUUAACGUAUACGGAGAAGACAUAGAGUACCCGCGACUUAGGAUCCUGACACAUACGGGCUGCAUAAAAGAUGGAUACUGCAACAUAGAUGACUUGCUGCUGAUGCCGGAUGCGUGGGUGGCGUACAGUCAAUGGGACGGAAGAGCGCUCACACCUGAGAUCGAACGUUUAAUCCCAAAGUGUCACACUUGGUCGGGCCGAAAGUUUAUUAGUGAUCCUACUUCCGUAUUCGUGAAGGCAUAUGGGGGAGUACAAAGGGGAAAACUUAACGGAGCAUAUCCUGUCUUGGCGCUUGUGACACUGGCGGGAAAUGGGCACUCCGAAAGUGUAUUUCUAUCAAGCGUACACGUAUUUUUGGAGUCAGAGGGAGUGGAGAAGGCCAUCAAACCCCACGACUGGGAAAUUCUCAUCGACUACUGGGGAAAAGAGAUAUACGCCGGAGCCGUAUAA